AUGUCUACGAUACCACCACGGCGCGUUUUUGGAACAGGCGAUAUCAAUACUGCAGAACAUACAGACGAGGCCGAGUCGAGUCGACCUGGCGUUCGACGAUUCCUCGGACGAUUGUCCUUUGGAGGAAGCCUGCGCAGACCAAGUUUCUCGUUUGGAAGGAACGACGGCGAGGAUGGGGAGGAAUUCUCGGAGAGACCCCCCGUUCCAACUGUGAUGCAGUCCUCAGGAGAGGCAUACGCAACACCGUUGCCGGUGCUAUCUAUGAUUGUAUUAUCCAUAACCAUGCUGGGAGAGUUCCUAUCGGCGAACGUUUCUACCCCAUUUCUGCUAUUCAUGGUGAAAGGCUUCGGCGAGUAUAACGACGAUUCUGAAGUUGCAUUCUGGACUGGAAUUAUCGUGUCUGGAUUCUUCUUGACACAGUUCCUGACGUCCCUUCUUUGGGCAACCGUCGCUGAACGGCAUGGUCGUAGAACUGUGCUUGUUGUGUCCCUGUUUGGCAGUGCAGUUACUUGUGCUAUCUUUGGAACCUCCACGUCGAUACAGCAAGCUCUAUGUAUUCGGCUUCUUCAGGGGGUGUUUGCUGGUGCCGUGGGUGUUGCCCGUGGUUCAGUGGCGUUUGUGACCGAUCCAAGUAAUGAGGGUAGAGCGUAUGCUAUUCUAGGAUUCUGCUGGGGAUUCGGCGGUGUAGCAGGUGCUAUCAUUGGCGGAGCCUUCGAGCGCCCAGUCGUGAAAUGGCCAUCGGUUUUCCAAGAUGUAGAGAUCUUCGUCACGUACCCUUAUCUGCUGCCCUGUCUGCUAGCAGCAACUAUAACAUUUAUCGGUUCCGUCCUCGCAUGCUUUCUCGGGCGUGAUGGAGGAUCUCGUCAGGGUGCAAUUCGCUUGUUACCAGAGAAAGCAGAUGAUCGCCCACAUAUUCAAGGAGAGCAGACUCCUCCGCAUAGUCCCCCCCUCGAUGACUCCUCCAAUCGGUCCUUCGUAAGCUCUUUCAGAAGGAGGCUUUCAUCGACAUUCUCCGGCUAUCUCCCGAAUCGAGGACAACAUCACGAAUCUCCAUCCUUUUCUCUCCCUGAAGGUAGUUCGCCUCAGUCGGUGCCGUUAUCGACUACUUCUACUACAUCACGAGUAGAUCAACCUAAGAACUCUUUCCUAAAGACAAGUAGAGCAAAUGGCUCUGCAUAUGGCUACAGUGGAAGUUACAGAAGUAGACUGGGAAGUAACGUAACCUUCGCCACUCGCCGAGGGAGUAUGGCUACCUCUUUGCGUAGACGAGGCAGUCAGACGGCCGGAAGCAGGGCGAUGUCGUCGAACGAGGGUAGCGAUCUCAAUUUCGCACAGAGGAUUCUGAUGGCGAACGAGAAUGCCGUUACCAACAUUGCGGAUUUGUGGGUGGCUGCCGCGAUGAAUGUAGAUAAUGAAGAUCCGUUUGAAAGCGACGAAGAAGAGGGGGUUGUCGACGGAGAUGAAGACGAGAACGAAGGGGAAGCCCCCCGCCCACGUUCUCAAUCUGUGGGCACGGUUCGCGGCCGGAUGACAUCUCCAAUGUCGCCGACCUCUCCUGGCCCAAGGCAAUCGACUCAUUCUUCUUCACGGCAGCGAACGAGUCGCCGUCCAUCAUCUAAUCAACUCCUUGAUGCGAACCAUAUGACAAGACGUCUCUCAUCAAGCGUUCCAUCUAUAUUCGCUCAUACUGGUGUGAAAUCACCUCCAGCUGUCUUAGAUGCCCAACAGCUGCUCCUGCGGACUGAGCUCGAGUCUCCCUACGGCGGUGGUGAUGCGCUUCCUCCUAUCACUGAAGGAAGACAGCUUUCUGAGUCAAGUUACGUCGGGGAUCUCGAGGCAUUGCAGGAGAAACCACCUUCGCUAGCUAGGCAGCUGCCAAUUAUGAUCAUCGCGCAGUAUGGCUUGUUGGCUCUGCACUCUACUACCCAUGAUCAAGUCUUCAUGUCAUACCUCGUUUCAGACUACGAGGCUGGUGGACUCAACCUCAACGCUGGUCAUUUCGCACAGCUCAUUGCAUUAAUGUGCCUCGCCCAGAUCGCCUAUCAAUUCUAUCUGUAUCCGAAUAUGGGGCCUCCAAGGGGACGGUUCUCCCACCUUACAAUGUUUAGGAUCGGAUCACUUCUCUUCAUUCCGUCGUAUUUGACCGUUGUUUUGUACCGACCAUUCGCAAGUGCAUCAGAUGAUGGAAAUUUCAUAGUCAUGGCAGGUUUGGCACUAAGCACGGCUGUGCGGUACUGUGCUAUCACGUUCUCAUAUACUGCCAUAUCAAUAUUAUUAAACUAUAUGACGCCACCGAGCGCUGUUGGAUAUGCGAAUGGAAUUGCGCAGAGUAUUGUUAGCCUCGCAAGGUGUUUCGGGCCUGUUUUGGGAGGAUUGCUAUGGAGUGUUAGCGUUCAAGACAACGUAUCGGGCUAUCCCCUUGGAUUCAUUGUUUGUGCGGGGGCAUGUACGUUGGCCGUUGCUACUAGUUACUUGAUCCGAUGA
This is a messenger RNA of Pleurotus ostreatus (oyster mushroom), 2484 nucleotides long. RefSeq lists its product as uncharacterized. The transcript is spliced from 16 exons. Gene Ontology annotation, molecular function: transmembrane transporter activity. Gene Ontology annotation, cellular component: brush border membrane. The record is from RefSeq and is a predicted model, not a curated record. Gene Ontology annotation, biological process: transmembrane transport. NCBI's taxonomy places the organism in Eukaryota, Fungi, Basidiomycota, Agaricomycetes, Agaricales, Pleurotaceae. Bases 1 to 2484 code for a protein of 827 amino acids.